AUGAAGUUCUUUUGUUUGACUCUGCUGAUUAUUAGUGGAAUUACAGUUUCAAGAUCAGAGCGGUAUGAAGUAGUGGGAGCUGCAGAUACUGUGUUUGCUGUAGCUGGUGAAGAUGUGAUUCUGCCCUGUUCAGUCAAACCUCUAAUGAGUGUUGUGAACAUGAGAGUGGAGUGGAAUAGAUCUGAUCUGAGAGGUUCACUAGUGCAUCUCUAUGAUGACCAUGAAGACAGAAACACAGAUCAGAUUCAGUCCUACAGAGGGAGAACAAAACUGAUCCAUCAAGAACUACAGAGAGGAGAUGCAUCACUCAAACUCGCAUCAGUCCAAGUCUCUGAUGAAGGACGUUACAAGUGUUUUAUUCAGUCCAAAUCCUGGUUUGAUGACACCACUGUUGAUGUUAAAGUUGAAGCUUUAGGAACUCCUCCAGUGAUCACUGUUGAUGGAUUUGAUGAUUCAGGAGGGCUUCAUCUACAAUGUGAAUCUGAAGGUUGGUAUCCUGAACCUGUUCUUGAGUGGCUGGACAGUAAAGGAGUCAGUUUGAGUUCAGAAACUACAGAGACACACAGAGAAACAGACAGAUUCAGUGUGAAACACACCAUCACUGUACAUGAGAGAGACAGUACAUAUCACUGCAGAGUCAAACUGAGGCAUCACAUGCUGGAGGCACUAAUAAUCAGCUCAAGUAAUAUGUUUGAUUCUUGGAAGGCACCAGUCAAACUGAUUUCAGUUAUAGUUGUGGUCAUUGUGAUUGCUGGAAUUGCUGGAUUACUGAUAGCUGUGCUUGUUCAUAAAAAUAGAGAUUCCAAGUGGUUAAAACAUAAAAAAUUAAUGAAUGUGAUUCUGGAUGCUGAUACAGCUCAUCCAAGUCUCAAUGUGUCUAGUGAUGGGAAACAAGUGAGAGAUGGAAACACACGACUGGAAAGAGUGGACAGGGAAGAGGAGCAAAAUGACAAGUUUGAUAAAUAUCUUGCUGUCCUUGGGAAGGAAGGGUUUUCUUCAGGGUGUUUUUACUAUGAGGUGCAAGUGAAGGGACAACCUGUGUGGGAUUUAGGAGUGGCCAGAGAAUCCACUGAGAAAAAAGGGUCUAGCAUAAUGAAUCUUCUCAAAGGAUACUGGAUUGCGGGUCUGAGAUAUGAGAAGUACAUGUAUCUGUCUUAUAACUUUUAUAACUCCCCAGAAGUACUUUUUUCUCUGAGAGUGAAGCCCCAGAGGGUCGGUGUGUUUGUGGAUUAUGAGAAGGGUCAGGUUUCCUUUUACGAUGUGGAGUCCAGCUCUCAUAUCUACUCUUACACUGAUCAGUCUUUUGAUGAGAAACUCUAUCCAUUUGUUAGUUUGGGGUAUGACAGUAAUGAAAUCUCUACACCACUGAUUAUCUGUGAUGAUUACUGA
Molecule: messenger RNA, 1389 nt
Organism: Sinocyclocheilus grahami
Lineage: Eukaryota; Metazoa; Chordata; Actinopteri; Cypriniformes; Cyprinidae
Product: butyrophilin subfamily 1 member A1-like
Exons: 6
Coding region: 1-1389 (462 amino acids)
Biological process (GO): T cell receptor signaling pathway; regulation of cytokine production
Cellular component (GO): external side of plasma membrane
Molecular function (GO): signaling receptor binding
Source: RefSeq, a predicted model, not a curated record